Messenger RNA from Ogataea philodendri, 303 nucleotides. RefSeq lists its product as uncharacterized. The transcript has a single exon. The coding region runs from base 1 to 303 and encodes 100 amino acids. The record is from RefSeq and is a predicted model, not a curated record. NCBI's taxonomy places the organism in Eukaryota, Fungi, Ascomycota, Pichiomycetes, Pichiales, Pichiaceae.
AUGUUCAAAGACAAUGCCACUUUGCCAAAAAUCUCUUUCAUUCUGGUUUUGAUGGCAUCGGAGAUCCUGAAGUUACAGAGAAAUCGGAACACAUCGUCCAAAGUGAUGGUUCUCUCGCCAUUUCUCCGCAUCAGGAUGUCGUUGUACCAGCGGAGAUACGUUUUGGCCUCGGGCCGUGAAAGGUCGUUUGCUGUCAGAGACAGAGGAAUGUGGUUGUCAUCCUGCGCGAUCAAUGUGUCUGUGCUAUUUGAGAACGUGAUUGGGUCUUUCUUGGAGUCUCCGGUCAGCUCUGCCAUUGUUUGA